AUUAAAUAAAUAAUUAAUAUUAAUCUUCCAUGUCAUGAUAAAAAAAGAUAAGAAAGUUUAAAAUAUCUAUCUCCACUCCACAAUGAUUUUUGCUAUGCAUUCACAGUGGAUUAGAUCAAACACCCACUCAACAUUGAUUGAUAUAAGUUGAUAACAGGGUCCAAAUAGUAAGUAUAAAAGCUUACGGCUGGGAAUAAGUAGUAUAACCCCAUAAGUUGCUUUCUGGGACUGGGACUGGGACUGGGACUGGGACACUCACGAGAUGAGUCAUGAGUGUAGUUGUAGUACCAGUGGCCGCACUCACUCACUAAACCUCUACACCGGCUCCACGCGCAUGAGCUCAGUCAGAGUCAUGGUCACAUGAUCCUGACCCUCUUAUUCUAAUGCACUUCACUCCCUUUACAUUCAAUACACCAAACCAUUUACUCCAUCUCUUUCAUUGCGGCAUUUCAUCAAACACUCACCAGGCAUCAUCAUCAUCAUCAGCAGUCCAUUCCAUGGCGUUCCCACCGGCGGCGCUGGUGGCGCUCCACCUCCUUCUCCUUCCAUCGCGUUCCUUCUCCUUCUCUGAAGACGAGGCGUGCCUCUCCAACCUCCACCGUUCUAUGGAAGACCCAACCAAUAGUCUCCACAACUGGACGAGCUCCACCUUCUCCUCAUCUUGCAACAACGGCCAGUUGUCCUUUCUCCAGGGCAUCACCUGCAACAACGGCCGCAUCUACAAGCUCUCCCUCCCUAACCUCUCGCUCUCUGGUUCAAUCUCUCCAUUCAUCUCCAACUGCACUAAUCUCCAGUCUCUCGACCUCUCCUCCAACUCCCUCACUGGGCCUAUCCCUCCUGAACUCUCUCUUCUCCUCAAUCUCGCCGUCCUCAACCUCUCCUCCAAUCUCCUCUCUGGCUUCAUCCCUCCUCAACUCGCCCUUUGCGCCUACCUCAACGUCAUCGACCUUCACUCCAACCUCCUCACCGGCCCCAUCCCCGACCAACUCGGUCUCCUCGUCCGCCUCUCCGCCUUCGACGUCUCCAACAACCGUCUCCAAGGACCCAUCCCUUCUCUCCUCUCCAACCGCAGCGGCACUGCCUUGCCGCGUUUCAAUGCCAGCUCUUUCACCGGAAACCGCGGCCUUUACGGUUUCCCCUUGCCACCCUUGAGAAACCGAGGCCUUUCCGUCCUCGCCAUCGUCGGGAUUGGCCUUGGCAGCGGCUUACUGAGCUUGGUUCUCAGCUUCACCGCCGUUUGCAUUUGGCUCCGGGUCACUGAGAAGGAAGGGAUGAUGCCUGGUGAGGAUGGUAAGAUCUCUCAUCUCAUGCCUGACUAUUGAUUUCCAUGCCUUCUCUCCA
This is a messenger RNA of Dioscorea cayenensis subsp. rotundata (Guinea yam), 1341 nucleotides long. Its product is annotated as receptor-like protein 44. The record is from RefSeq and is a predicted model, not a curated record. Bases 384 to 1322 code for a protein of 312 amino acids. The transcript has a single exon. Gene Ontology annotation, molecular function: protein binding. Lineage: Eukaryota; Viridiplantae; Streptophyta; Magnoliopsida; Dioscoreales; Dioscoreaceae.